Molecule: messenger RNA, 1041 nt
Organism: Angiostrongylus costaricensis
Lineage: Eukaryota; Metazoa; Nematoda; Chromadorea; Rhabditida; Metastrongylidae
Source: the annotation of a GenBank genome assembly
AUGACCUACAACUUAGAAUUUUUUUCGGAAAUUCAACGACAUAUUCUUUCUGGAGGAAAUUCGGUCCGUUCAUGUGGCAUGUGGAGUGUGUCAAAUGCUGGAAUGGUGCGCUAUCACGUGCUAUCCCAGAAUUCACUUUCUGCAUUAGACACAUGUCCCAGUCUUUGCAUUCCUGGUUGUAUGAAAAGUGUUUCUGCCGGUGCAAAUGGUAUUGUUUGGUCCCUAGCUCAAGUUGGUGACAUAACUGCGUACUCGUUUUCGGUUUAUGAGUACCAACAAUCUUCUUUUAUGCGUGGUUUUGUUGCUUAUCGAGGAAGGUCGAAGGACGGUAUAACAACGUGGAUGGAGGGUUCGAAUAGUGUGAGCGGAUUGUAUGAAAAACUGGGAUCUCGCGAAUGGAAAUGGAUUGAUUCGAAGUGGCGAGUGAUUGACACUGAUAAAUAUGAGGACGGGUGGACCUAUUCUGAAAACAUUGAUGGUGUCUAUAGUAAAGGAAAACAGAAGAAGGCUAGUGCUCGGCGUCGCACGUGGCAGCGUCGUGCUCGAUUUCAAUGUCGUGGACCGUGGCUAGCCGUUGAGGCUCCUGCCAUACGUUGCGUUGAGGUGCAAAAAGCUGAGUCUGACAGAAUUCUCGUCUGGGCAGUCACCAUGAACGGCGAAAUUCUUAUUCGACAAGGCGUUACGGCUGCGCAUCCGCAGGGCACGACAUGGAAGCAUAUUAUUUGUGACUAUAACAUCGAAGCAAUCUCUGUAGCGUCUCCGACUUGUGUGUGGGCAACAACAGUCGACGGAAGACUGCUGCGUCGUGAAUGUUCCGAUCAAACAGACAUUGAAUGUGUAGGGAAGACGAGCCGCUGCCUCACAUUACCAAAAGCGACAUACGUAUCCAUAGAUGGCGAGGAUCGAGUUUAUUGUUGCGAUGGAACGAGAAUCAUCAAGUUAGAGAGGGUCAUCGAAAAUGAGAAACGAAGUGGCAGAUUAGAAUUCCGAAUCUCCGAGAUGACUUUUCUUGGCAGUUAUGCCCAAUUCUGUUUUGUCUAA